GGAAGUAGGAACUUGCAGUUAAUAACCUGUGGUAAAUUAUUAAGGGAUGUUAUUAAAAGAGUAAUAUAAAUACCGCUUAAAAACCCAUAUUAAUGUUUUAUAUUGACUGUAAUUUGUAAAUAAUAUCUGAUAUGACCUUUUCUAAUAUACAGUAGUGCUAUUCCAAAUAUUUAAGAUCCGGCAUCAGUAUGAAUGUUUUGAUAAAUCGACAGAAGUACUCCCCAGCUUUUGUGGCGUCUAGUUAUUUUUGCAUUUCUGCUAGUAUUUUGACUGUGACUCUAUUUUCGGGAAACAUAUUGGGUUACACAUCGGAAUUGUGGGCAUUGAAGUACUGGGGACCAGCAUUGUAUUUAUGCCUUCUUAAUUUUACCCUUCGGUAUUCAUUAAAAGGCUUCCCAUAUGAAGUUGCUUUAAGAUCAGCAUUUCUAGGAUCAGUGUUAGCAUUUGGGUUAUAUUUGACUUCAUUGACUGCAACAUGGAGGGCAUUUGGCCUGUAUAUAAUUGCACUUUCAAUAUUUCAUUUCUCUGAAUUCUUUGCUGUUGCACUUACAAAUCCCAGAACAUUAACUAUUGAUUCAUUUAUUUUGAAUCAUAGUCUUCAGUAUUGGCUUGCUGCAAUUGCUAGUUGGAUUGAGAUGUCAGUUGAGUGUUAUUUCUUUCCUGGUCUUAAAUCAGCACAAUGGGUGACGACACUGGGUGUUGCUAUGUGUAUUAGUGGAGAAGUGUGGAGGAAAAUGGCCAUGUUUACAGCUAAAACUAACUUUAAUCAUCAUGUACAAACAGUAAAGAAAGCAGAUCAUCAACUUGUUACAGGUGGGGUGUAUGCAUUUUGCCGCCAUCCUAGCUACAUGGGUUGGUUUUACUGGUCAAUAGGUACACAGAUGAUUCUUAUAAACCCCAUAUGCUUGAUGAUCUAUACCAUAGUGUCAUGGUCUUUCUUUCAAGAGCGUAUUUAUGCAGAGGAAAUGUUCCUUGUGUCUUUCUUUGGAAACCAAUACCUUAAAUAUCAGAAGCAGGUUGGCACUGGGAUCCCAUUCAUCAAAGGCUAUAUUCCUGAUGACAGCUUGUGAUGGUUUAACUCUAGUUACAAAUUGACCAGGAGAUACUCAUGGUGAUAAACUGAUAAAAAAGAACUAAAGAAGAGUAGAAUUGUAAAUACAUAAUUACAAUAUAAAAUGGUUUUUAUGUGUAAUGUAAUAAUUAAAUAGUAAAUAAACAUAAACUUUUGACUAUCAGUUCUAAAGUAAAAGCAGUUGUAACUCAAUCAUAUUUAAAUGUCAACAAAUGUCAUAAUUUAUUGUGUUCCUAUUUAGUAACUCACUGUAAAUAUGUUACACAUUAUUGCAUUUUUAAAUAUUUUUUUAAGAUUUUCAUUAUUGUUUCAUUUCAUGCCAUAGAUAUUUUAAUUCUAGUCAGUAUUUUCUGUCGUAGUAUUUUAUAUCAGAAAAUGUAUUGCAAUAUGUAUUUAUUGUAAAAGAUUGUAACAUAAAAUGUAUUUAUUGGUUGUGAAUGAUAGAUGAUAAAUGUUUAUCUGAAUUUAA
Messenger RNA from Pieris rapae (cabbage white), 1541 nucleotides. It is a transcript of the gene ste14, whose product is annotated as protein-S-isoprenylcysteine O-methyltransferase. Gene Ontology annotation, biological process: C-terminal protein methylation. Gene Ontology annotation, molecular function: protein C-terminal S-isoprenylcysteine carboxyl O-methyltransferase activity. Gene Ontology annotation, cellular component: membrane; endoplasmic reticulum. The coding region runs from base 189 to 1070 and encodes 293 amino acids. The record is from RefSeq and is a predicted model, not a curated record. The transcript is spliced from 5 exons. NCBI's taxonomy places the organism in Eukaryota, Metazoa, Arthropoda, Insecta, Lepidoptera, Pieridae.